UCAUGAAACUAUAACUCGAAAACUAAAAAUAACUGUUCGAAAAUAUUACAUGGGCACGCUCCCAGGAUCAGUCGAGCACUUUUUCCAAUUCCCAAAACGUUCGUCCACUUUUGUCACUUGGGCUUCGGAGUGUGCGAUCGCGUACAAAGUUGACGCCAUUUGCAACUGGGUGUUGUAUUGAAUGUUUCAGUGAAUACUGUCGAUUUUGCACAAUAGUGGCUCGUUCUCCUGCGGGCUUGUUCAAACAAAAGAUCUGCUUCUACAGAUAUACCUACGGUAUUGAAUGCCAAACAAAAGCCACGGGUUUAAGAAACGAAUGUUUUUUUUUUAAUUUUUCUAAGUGUUACCUACAAAAGCCAGCGAUCUUGCCGCAUUGUUUAUAUGCAUUCGAACCUUUGGACGUGCAACAUCCCCAAAAAAGACCUCAAUAUUAGUUAAGUUUUGUGUUAGUUGUUUCAGUUGAUAAACCGUCGCGUGUUGAGACUUGUGUUUCUUGCAUUUGUGGCAGACAGCAUGGAAGAUUUACUUCAGCUACCUAUCAGCAGUGAACAGCAAGUUAACUCACGAUGGUUAAAAUUAGAAAUUAUGAUCCUGAAAUGAUGGCACAAUCUAACUCAUUAUUCGAUAGUGAAGAAAACUCCUGCGAAGGGCUUAACUACGAUACGGAAACUACGCUAUGCCGGCGUCUUGAAAAAAUGGUGAACAACAAACUACUUUUAGACGUUACUUUUAUCGUUGGGCCUGAAAAACGACGCAUCUAUGCACACAAACAGUACUUGGUGACGGCUUCAGAGUUCUUCUACAAAAUGUUUUGUGGUAACUUCAUUGAAGCGCAACGAAAGGAAGUGGUCCUGGAAGAUGUCGAUGCAGAAUUAUUUUUAACAAUUUUACGCCUGGUGUACAGUAAGGAAGUUCAUUUGAAUUGGGACAACAUUAGUGCUAUUUACGAUAUUAUGCAACGGUUUUUGCUGAUGGACUAUUUUGACCCUUUGAUCAGUUUCUUGAAAAACCAGGUUGUUAACUUGGACACAGCAAUAAUGGUGUUUCUAAAUAACGAUCACUUUAACUUCAAGGAGGUCGACGAAAAGUGUAUGCACUAUAUACUAAACAACCCGUUUUAUCUCUUCAAAAGAGACGAGUUUACCUCAAUGUCGCAGGGAAGAUUGAUAAAAAUUCUCACAGCUUGGCGUAUAAACUGCACCACUGCCCAAUUGGAGCAAGCACUCGAUAAAUGGCUAUCUGAGAACAAGAGUUCUAACGAUAACGAGCUUCGGAAACUCGUAACGGAAAAAAUUCGUGCUAUAUAUGCGCACAAAUUACACUUAUUCUACGGAAAUUGUCCUUAUGAUAAUCAGACAACAGGAAAACUCGGAAUACGGCUUAUUUCGAGAAAACCGUUAGCUCUGUACGGUGUUGGGAUAUAUGCUCGCGCAUACGAAAAGGAAUAUAUAGCUAAGCUUGCUCUUUAUGAUGGGGAAUUAAAACUACGGGAAUGCGAAUUCAAAAUCUUCCCGAGCUUUGGGGACACAAUAGUGAAAGUAUUGUUUGAAGAGGUCGUUCUUGUGCAAGAUGUCACUUACCACAUGCAUAUUUCCAAUUUGAACAUGAUUCGAUACAGAGGCGCUCCUACACUAGCGCAUGAACAUAUUAAAAUACAUUUCAAUACAAUCGAAUCUGGCUUCCCUCACAUAGCGUAUCUACUUGCUAAAUAUUCUGAUUGCGUUACAACUACAGAAGGUGGAUCGCAGUCGUGCUGCAAGUGCCCUAAGAUUGCAUGUAACUAAUGCGUAGCUGACGGAAACUUCCUGCUUAAGCAGCCAAUUUUGGCAUGCUAAAGAUCGCUGCUUGAAUUGGCCUUCACAGUAGACAGCAUUGAACAGCAUUGAAGUUCCAGGUGGUCCUUCUAAAUAGCGCCUAAGCAGCAUCCGUAUGCCAGGGUGCCGGGGAUUAUUUUUCUUUUUGUAUUAUUUUGCUUGCUGCAUCAUCGAUGAAAUAAACAACAGGAUUUGUUUUGUUUG
Molecule: messenger RNA, 2018 nt
Organism: Anopheles arabiensis
Lineage: Eukaryota; Metazoa; Arthropoda; Insecta; Diptera; Culicidae
Product: BTB/POZ domain-containing protein 6-like
Exons: 2
Coding region: 567-1784 (405 amino acids)
Biological process (GO): neurogenesis
Cellular component (GO): cytosol
Molecular function (GO): protein binding
Source: RefSeq, a predicted model, not a curated record